AUGUUCCUGCUUCGAGUGUGGUUUUUCUGUGUCGUGAUCCUUGCCCUGGACCUGUUUCCCACCAGAGCCUGGGACUAUUGCCAGGAGCACUGGUGUCGCCGUUCCAACGACCAUGUGGCAUGCAACAACAACGGCACUUUCGGAGUCGAGUGCGGCAGUGAGGCCCGAUUAAUACCGCUGAGCAAUCGGCUGCGCACGUUCAUCGUCCAUCAGGUCAACUUCUAUCGCAACCAGGUGGCGUCGGGCGGAUUCGCCGGCUUUAAGGCCGCCCACCGGAUGGCCAGUGUCCGCUGGGAUCCGGAGCUGGCCAAGUUGGCGGAGCUGGCGGCCAAGAGGUGCAGCCUCGCGGGCGACGAGUGCCGCAACACCAGGCGCUUCAAGCACGUGGGCCAGCUGACGGGGCAUGUGAUUUUCAGCGCGGGACGGCACAGCGACUUGGAGCUGCUGGGCUACAAGAUAUCCAACUGGUUUGGCCAGUACAAAAGGGCCACCAAGGAGCUGGGUGUGUCGGAUCCGGCCAGUGACAUCACCAGUUUCCGCCAACUGAUGCAGGAGCGGGCCACCCACAUGGGAUGUGGAGUGCUCCGGCAGCGAAGUGACCAGCGCUGGCACCAGCAGUUCAUCGUCUGCAACUUUGCCCGCGAGAAUGUGGUCGGGGAACCCGCCUACGAGGUGGGCCUCCUCUCCGGCACCGGCUGCCAGUCGGGUCGCAAUCCGCGCUACCCCAAUCUCUGCGCCCUCGAGGAGCACUACGAUGUGAACGCCGUCGACCGCUUCCACAUCAAGCCACCGCUUCGAAUCGCAAUCAAGUACAGUGAGGACCAGGCAACGAAGCCUGUUCCUGGCUUGGCCUAUCAUCCCAACAUCAAGUUGGCAUUUCUCUAAAUGGAGAUAAAGGGUUUACUUUUUUAAAUACCCCAAACUUGUGUAUUUAUAUGAAUGUAUUUUGAAUAUGUAUUUCUUACUAUUUUGAAAUGUAAUACAAUUUUUCAAAACAAUUCUUAA
Drosophila gunungcola (fruit fly) is the source of this 1005-nucleotide messenger RNA. Its product is annotated as antigen 5 like allergen Cul n 1. The transcript has 2 exons. The coding region runs from base 1 to 885 and encodes 294 amino acids. The record is from RefSeq and is a predicted model, not a curated record. Lineage: Eukaryota; Metazoa; Arthropoda; Insecta; Diptera; Drosophilidae.